Messenger RNA from Ustilaginoidea virens, 1722 nucleotides. RefSeq lists its product as uncharacterized. The transcript is spliced from 7 exons. Gene Ontology annotation, cellular component: Cul4-RING E3 ubiquitin ligase complex. NCBI's taxonomy places the organism in Eukaryota, Fungi, Ascomycota, Sordariomycetes, Hypocreales, Clavicipitaceae. The record is from RefSeq and is a predicted model, not a curated record. Bases 1 to 1722 code for a protein of 573 amino acids.
AUGAUAAAACACAGCACGGUUUCAUCAACAGAUGCGGUUGAAACCAAGAGACACCGACGAGACAAAAGAAAUUCCCCAAGCGCCGUAGAGGUGCAAGCCGAAAGCACCAGCGCUUGCGCUUGCCGACCAAAGCACAUCCAUCGCUCUGGAUACCGUGGCGUUUGUCUUGAAAGCUCCAAGCCAGGCAAGAGGCUUGUUUCGUUUGGGCGCAGCAUGCUUGAGAUUCCGGGGUACUACUACGACGAGGCCAGGAAAAAGUACUUCAAGAUCGAAAAGGCCCAGACGGCCCCCUCGCAGGCAUCGUGGUCCGCCGACGCCGUCAAGCGGCGCAAGCUGCAAGAUUCGUCCGACAAGGAGGCCCGUCGGAGGACCCAGCUCGUCAAGCGCCACAUCAAGAGACCCGCGCUCGGGGCCCACGUCGCCCUGGCCGGGCUGCUGAACCGGGAGACCGAGCCCGAGCGCGGCCCGGAAGACGGCCGACGCAGACCGUGGGACGAGGACGUCGGGGCGGCCGCCUGGGCGGGCGGGCUGCAGGACAAGGCUGGCAUCGCCUUUGCGCCCGGCCCAGCGCCGGCGAGGGCUGCCAACAUGCCCUGCUUGUGGGUGGGCGGCGAGGUAGCGUAUGCCACGCUGGACGAGGAGACGCUUGUCGGGGCGUACACAAGUACAGAUGAGAACGAUCGGUUGUUGACCUUUGGCCGGGACGACGGGCUGCUUGCCGACGAGCCGUGGCGGAGCCCCCGGCUUCGGGCGGAAAUGAUUCGGUGUCCGCAAAUGUCGUCGAUCGCGUACCACGAGCCGACGCACAGGAUGCUGCUGACGUCGCGGGAGCCCGAGCACAGCUGCGGGCUGUAUCUCUUUUCGCCGCCGACCGAAGGCGGCGCGGGCGGGGCCAGAGGCCGAUGGCUCCUCGGCGAGGCCACCCACUACCAGCGACUGUCCAUCCGCCACCGCCUCCGCGACGAGUGGCACGUCCACAAGUGCACCCCCGCGCCGCCGUCCUCCAACCUCCUCUGCGUCGUCGGCACCGACGCCGGCAUCCUCACCGUGCGCGCCGACGAGACCGUGGCCUGGGCCGGGCCCGCCCCCGGACCAUCCCUGCCCGCCGGGGACGCCCGCCCGCUGCCGCGCGACAUCUUCGACCAGGACUUCCAGACGUCCAACCCCAGCGUGCUCCUCGCCGGGGGCCGCCAGCCGCGCCUGUGGAUCGCCGACCUGCGCGCCCCCCCGCCCUCCUCCUCCUCCUCCUCCGCCGCUGCCGGCGGCGGCGGCGGCUGGACGCACGUCCGGCUCGCCAGCUCCGUCGCCCACCUCCGGAGCGUCAACCCCCACCAGGUCCUCGUCGCCGGGCUGCAGCACCACAUGGCCCUCUACGACGUGCGCUUCCUGGCCGCCGCCCGGCCCAACGACGGCGCCGCCGCCCCGCUGCUCACCUUUGCCGGGUACCGCAACGCCGCCCACUUCCACACCGGCUGGGACGUGUCGACCGAGCUCGGCGCCGUCGCCGCCGCCCACGACGACGGCACCGUCCGCCUCUUCUCCCUGCGCUCGGGGCGGAGGCUGCGCAGCGCCGCGCUCGACCGCGUCCAGGCGCGUGCGCCCCUCAAGGCCCUCAUGUUCCAAACCGCCGCGCGGGAGAGACUGCCCAGCCUGUGGCUGGGACACGGCCACGUCUUGAAAAAGUACUCCUUUGGGGUGGCCGACCUCGACGACGAGGCGUAG